AGUCAUUUUAUAUGGGUAAGACUUAGCGUCCAUAACGACAGAAAAGUUGACUGCUCCGAAGAAUGACUUUUUUUUUCUUUUGUGUAUAAUAUUUAUGCGAUGUUAAGUUAAUAUUAUAUUAAGCAAAUAUAAUUUCUUCACUAUGCCAUUUACAAAAGUUCCUGUUGUACAUAAAUUUGGAAUAAUCUCAGCAAGUCAAAGACUUGAAUUGCAAGAGAGAUUACUGAAACAGACGUUUUUGAAAAGCAACGUUGGAAAAAGAGCAGCCACUGUGCACAGAAAUGAUUUUAUUAUUUCUGAGGAAUUCAUUAAUUGCUUCAACAAUGCAGUAAGUUUUAAAGAGAAAGAAAAAUAUGAAGAAAGAGCUAGAAAAAUGCUAGAAAGAGCUAAGAGACGGUCAGGAGUAAAAACUUUAGGCCAGGGAAACCAUGUGGACAUUGCACUUGCAUGGACAGAAAUGGCCCAACUGGCUCAGUGUAAGGGAAGGAUUCAGGAUGAAUGUUUAGAUGCUCUGAUUAUCUCCCUUGAUAUAUCACCUUUGGAAAAAUAUCACAUAACUGCAUUGUUUUAUUUGGCUGAGACUGCUCUGUAUUGGCUUAGAACUGAUUCUGUUAAUCAACCAUUUCUAAGAACUAAUGAAAUCAAAAUUUUAAAGAUGGGACAGUUAGUGUUUGAGAGACUCUUCUACCAUCACAUGGCAGGACAACUACAACUGUAUGGAGAAUCCAAAAUGAGGCUCAGCACUUACAUAGAAGGUCUUCAAAAUUUUCAGCAGUUGUACGAUCCCUAUCCCAAUGCUUUGCUUUCACUUCGAUUUGUGAUUGAAGUAGGGAAGAUAAUAUUAGCGGACAUGACUUCUGCAACUACAGAGUUGAAAGAGGAAAAUAAAAUGUCACAGAAACAAAACAAAGAAGAAUUAUCUCACACUGUUAAAAGUUUGCCAGAUAAACAGAGUCAAGAAGAUAAUCACUCUGUGUGGAGUGCUGCCAUCAGCUGUUCAGUUCAUGACCUCAGCCCUACAUUAUGGCAUGCUUUAGAUGUGUGGCGCUGUACCAAUGGAGUCAGUGGUGGUCAUCAAGAUGCCCUCAAGGCACUGGCCCACUGUGGCCUUGGACUAGCCAGUGAAACAUGGAUUGAUGGCACAGUGGCUAUACAAAUAUUGGGAAAUGCUGCCAGUUUAGACAUAGAUGCCCUGAAUGUGCUUUUCUUACUUGCAAGAGGUGUUAGAUAUAUUGAGGACACAGCACUGACAGAAAUGAGUCAACCAAAAGCUUCAGAAGGUGAAUUCAAUUUAAACAGUCAGUUUCUCAGUGAUCCUUCAAUAACAUCUUCAUUAAGUGAUAUUGAUGAAGAAGGGGAGAUCAGUAUGGAUUCUAAAAAUAAUUCAGGAAAAACAUUACAAAAGCCUGAAAAAGUAACUAAAAGCAAUGACACAGACAAGUUUCACAACAGAGAAAGUGGAAGUGAUUCGGCCAAUGGUGCUACUACUAGUGAUCAAGUUGGAGAUGCCAAAGAAGAAAAUAAUCAAGAAACUAACAACAGGAUUUCUACAGAAAAGGAAGAGAAAUCUGAUUUGACUAAUGUAUCGGUUUCUGAGGUCCCUGGAAUUCUGGGAUGGCAAUGGGAGGUCGCCAUCACCUAUGUAGAAGUUCUAGCUGAUAUUGUGAUCAAUGGAACUUCAGCUGCUAUACAGAAAUCUGCUCUUCUUGGUAGCAAUGAGGAUGUAACCGCCAUAAUGUACAAGGGAGCUAAAUGCAUUCCUUUUGAAUCUCCUUGCCACAGUGCUGGAUUAUUAGACCUUGUGUUUUUUAGACUAAAAGACAAUGAAGAUGGCAUAGAUUGGAGUUGGCGAGUGAGGUACCAAGCCAUUCAAGCCCUGACCAAUGUCUCUCACAUUUUAACCAAAGACCCGUUGAGAGAAGGCAUGUGCACCACAGUGAGGAGUGUGUUGCUUAAGGCUAAUGCAAUAGAGAAAGACUUGCGUGUACUAGAGGCAAUGAAAGUGGGUCAGAUUCAGACAGACCGAAGAAAAUUCAUAGACCUAAAGCAAGGGGAAAGAUGUCCCAAUAUAGGGAAUCAAAUAGCCUCAUGUCUGUCUGCCAUCUAUUUACCACCCAUCCCACCACCAGUUGCAGAACCAACUAAUAAACAGACUGCUGAUGAAGUUCAAGGUCACCCCAAACGGGCUGCACAUUUUGUUCAGAAAGAAAAAGAGACCAAGCCUUUAAGAACUUCCAUUAAGCAAGAGAUACAGCUAGCAUCACCAUUUGUUGACAAAAUCCCAGAUUACAACACAAGGAAAAGUUUUGAUUUGAGAAGAAUUGUUGAAGACCAGUGGAGAAAAGAGCUCCAGUCAAGUUUAGCAGAAGCAGAGGAAGAGAAGUUAAAACAAAUGUUAGAGACCAAAAGAAAGGAAGAAAUAAGGUUGCACAAAGUUCCCAGUGAUGUUAGCAUAAGUUCAAAUACACUCUUUAAUGAAGUGACUGAAUAAUUGUAAAAUUCUUUUAAGAAUUUCUGCUGCUUCCUUCAUGUUUUUAUAUUUUGUUUGUCAAAAGCCAACAAAUGUUUUGUUUUUGUUGUGAAUAAAACAUUUUUUCACAUG
This is a messenger RNA of Biomphalaria glabrata, 2602 nucleotides long. RefSeq names its product transmembrane protein 232-like. Lineage: Eukaryota; Metazoa; Mollusca; Gastropoda; Planorbidae. The transcript has 16 exons. The coding region runs from base 143 to 2491 and encodes 782 amino acids. The record is from RefSeq and is a predicted model, not a curated record.